CAUUUCAAAUCAAAGUCAUAGCUUGGUUUUGAAUAGUUAAUAUUAUUUAUAAAAUGAAUACUUUAUUCCCUAAGAUAUGUAAAUUUUUACGUGUGUAUAAUAAUAAUUUAGCGCGUAGAUUCCAUAAGACUUCAAUUCUUUACCAAGAUUCCGUUAAAGAAGCCAAUCCUCUAAUAUUGGAACCCAUCGAAUAUGAGAGUUGCACGUUAAGGAGCCACGACAAUGAAAGGCGUCAAUCUCUAUAUGAAUUCGGUUUAUACGUUGGUGCAUGUCUGCCGAAAUUCGUACAAAAGAUUCAAAUGCAACACACCGACGAAUUGGAGAUUCUCGUCGCGCCCGAAGGCUUGUUCCCCGUACUAAGUUUUAUGUGUCUGCACCAACACGCCUGCUUCAGUCAAUGCUCGUCGGCGACGGCCAUCGAUGUACCCAGUCGCACAUACAGGUUCGAAGUAAUUUAUGACAUUCUUAGUUUGAGAUUCGGUGAAAGAGCCAGAGUCAAAACUUACACCGACGAAGUGACUCCAUUGCAUUCGGCUUAUGAUAUUUGGAACGGUGUCAAUUGGCAUGAACGAGAAAUAUAUGACAUGUUCGGUGUUAUUUUUACUCACCAUCCUGAUUUGAGGAGAAUUUUGACAGACUACGGGUUUAAAGGUCAUCCAUUGAGAAAGGAUUUCCCCCUAGUUGGGUAUACAGAGGUGCGGUAUGACGAUGGUUUGAAGAAACUGGUGUAUGAACCUGUUGAGUUUGCGCAGGAAAUGCGAAGCUAUCAGUUGGAAUCUCCUUGGAAUUAUUACAAAAAUUUCGAUGAAGAUUACAAUGCUCCACCACCACCGCCCAAAAAGAAGUGAGAUUAUUUAGUGUUUUGUUUAUUUUAAUAAAGACAAUUUUUGAUUAUUUAA
Messenger RNA from Papilio polytes (common Mormon), 899 nucleotides. RefSeq names its product NADH dehydrogenase [ubiquinone] iron-sulfur protein 3, mitochondrial-like. Lineage: Eukaryota; Metazoa; Arthropoda; Insecta; Lepidoptera; Papilionidae. The record is from RefSeq and is a predicted model, not a curated record. Gene Ontology annotation, molecular function: NADH dehydrogenase (ubiquinone) activity. Bases 54 to 848 code for a protein of 264 amino acids. The transcript has a single exon.